UUAAAAAAGAACGGGAAGGAAAUGUUGGAUAGCACAUCAGAGCAAAGUCGUCAGAGAUCUCCGUUUUGCACAAUUGCAGAAGCACCAAGACAAUUCCAUUUAUUGGAGCCUCCAACGCUAGACCGCUCAUAAAUCCGCGCUUAGCAUCAACCAUCUUUCAAAUCUGAACCCGCCUCGCUACAAACGUGCUGCCUAUUCCUGUUUGGUUACUCAGAAAACAAGAAAGGAAAAGGAAGAGGAAAGGUGCAUGGUUGUUAGUGAGGAAGAAGUUUUUGUAGCUCGAUUUCGUUGACGUGCGUUCAGUGAACGCACAUUCGUCAAAAAGAAAAUUCACAUGGAAUCUGAGCUCUCCAGAGAUUUAAGCUAAAUCUGAAGCGCUUCUCCAAUCUUCGCUACUUUCUGUGAAUCUGUUUCUCUUUGUUAUUUCCACUGUUCUAGCUACCAGAAGAGGAGAAGAUGCUGCGGCUGAAAGCCUUCCGGCCUUCCACUGACAAAAUCGUUAAGAUCCAGUUGCAUCCGACGCAUCCAUGGAUGGUAACCGCCGAUGAUUCAGAUCGAGUCUCCGUUUGGAAUUGGGAACACCGUCAGGUGAUAUAUGAGCUGAAAGCUGGUGGAGUGGAUGAGCGACGUUUGGUCGGCGCGAAAUUGGAGAAGCUUGCAGAGGGAGAGACAGAGUCUAAAGGGAAACCUACAGAAGCCAUUCGAGGAGGAAGUGUUAAGCAGGUGAAUUUUUAUGAUGACGAUGUACGCUUUUGGCAACUUUGGCAUAAUCGAUCGGCAGCUGCAGAGGCGCCUACAGCUGUCCAUCAUCUCAGUUCAGCUUUAAGUUCUCCUGCCCCAACUACAAAAGGAAGGCAUUUUCUUGUCAUAUGUUGUUUAAACAAAGCUAUUUUUUUGGACUUGGUGACAAUGCGUGGUCGUGAUGUACCAAAGCAAGAGCUUGAUAACAAGUCACUUCUCUGCAUGGAGUUCCUUUAUAGAUCUGGUGUUGGUGAUGGUCCUCUUGUUGCUUUUGGUGCAUCUGAUGGUGUCAUUAGAGUUCUCUCAAUGAUCACAUGGAAGCUUGUGCGAAGGUACACUGGUGGUCAUAAAGGAUCAAUCUCUUGCUUAAUGUCCUUCAUGGCUGCUUCUGGUGAGGCUCUUUUGGUCUCAGGAGCCAGUGAUGGAUUGCUCAUAAUUUGGAGUGCUGACCAAGGGCCAGAUUCACGGGAACUUGUGCCCAAGCUGAGCUUAAAAGCACAUGAUGGUGGGGUUGUUGCUGUUGAGCUGUCUAGGGUGAUGGGAGGUGCUCCUCAGCUAAUUACAAUUGGUGCGGAUAAGACAUUAGCUAUAUGGGACACAGUCUCCUUUAAGGAGCUGCGGCGCAUAAAGCCAGUCCCAAAGUUGGCUUGCCACAGCGUGGCUUCAUGGUGUCAUCCCCGAGCUCCAAACCUUGAUAUUCUAACCUGUGCUAAAGAUUCUCACAUAUGGGCAAUUGAACAUCCCACUUAUUCUGCUCUCACAAGGCCAUUGUGCGAAUUGUCAACAGUUAUUCCUCCACAAGUUCUUGCUCCUAAUAAGAAACUGAGGGUGUAUUGUAUGGUUGCACACACCUUGCAGCCACAUCUUGUUGCUACUGGAACCAAUAUUGGUGUUAUUAUCUGCGAGUUUGACCCUAGAUCUCUUCCACCUGUAGCUCCGCUACCAACCCCAUCAGACAGCAGAGAACAUUCUGCUGUAUUUGUAGUUGAAAGGGAACUAAAGCUAUUAAAUUUCCAGUUAAACAACUCAGCAAAUCCAUCUCUUGGAAAUAAUAGCUCCUUGUCAGAAACUGGAAGAUCAAAGGGAGAUUUUUUUGAACCAUUGCCUGUCAAGCAGGGGAAGAAGCACAUUAGUACACCUGUUCCACAUGAUUCAUACUCUGUGCUUUCUGUGAGCAGUUCAGGGAAGUAUGUUGCAAUUGUUUGGCCAGAUAUUCCUUACUUCUCUGUAUACAUGGCUAGUGAUUGGUCAAUUGUUGACUCUGGAACUGCAAGGCUUCUUGCUUGGGAUACAUGCCGUGACAGAUUUGCUAUAUUGGAAUCAGCAAUUCCCCCAAGACUUCCUGUUCUUCCCAAGGGUACUUCAUCAAAAAGAGCAAGAGAGGCAGCUGCAGCACAAGCAGCAGCUGCUGCUGCCGCAGCAGCUUCCUCAGCUUCUGUUCAAGUCCGCAUCUUAUUAGAUGAUGGAACAUCAAAUAUACUAAUGAGAUCUGUUGGUACACGCAGUGAACCGGUGAUUGGUUUGCAUGGAGGGGCACUGCUUGGAGUUGCCUAUCGGUCAUCUAGGAGAGUCAGUCCUAUUGCUGCCACAGCUAUUUCAACAAUCCAGUCUAUGCCUUUAUCUGGUUAUGGAAGUAGUGGUGUUUCUUCAUUUUCUACUUAUGAUGAUGGAUUUUCUUCAUACAGAUCUCCAGCUGAGGCAGCACCUCAAAACUUCCAGCUAUACAGUUGGGAGACAUUCCAGCCUGUGGGCGGUUUACUUCCCCAGCCAGAAUGGACUGCUUGGGACCAAACUGUUGAAUACUGUGCAUUUGCAUAUCAGCAAUACAUAGUCAUCUCUUGUUUGCGCCCUCAAUAUAGAUACCUGGGAGAUGUUGCAAUCCCAUAUGCUACUGGUGGCGUUUGGCACCACAGGCAAUUGUUUGUGGCUACACCAACUACUAUAGAAGUUGUCUUUGUAGAUGCUGGGGUUGCACAAAUUGACAUUGAAACAAAGAAGAUGAAGGAAGAGCAGAAAAUGAAAGAAGCACAGGCAAGAGCAGUAGCUGAGCAUGGAGAGUUAGCACUAAUUACAGUAGAUGGUCCCCAAGCUACUACAGAAGAAAGAAUAUCAUUGAGGCCACCAAUGUUGCAGGUAGUACGAUUGGCUUCAUUUCAGCAUGCUCCUUCAGUGCCACCUUUCUUAUCAUUGCCAAAACAAUCUAGAGUUGACACCGAUGACUCUUGGAUGGGAAGGGAAGCAGAAGAGAGAAAGGCUAGUGAGGUGGCUGUUGGUGGUGGGGGUGUCUCUGUGGCAGUAACUCGUUUUCCGAUGGAGCAGAAACGCCCGAUUGGACCUCUUGUUGUGGUAGGCGUCAGAGAUGGAGUUCUUUGGCUAAUUGACAGGUACAUGUUCGCUCAUGCCUUAUCCUUGAGUCAUCCUGGUAUUCGAUGCCGAUGUCUUGCUGCUUAUGGCGAUGCUGUUAGUGCAGUAAAAUGGGCAAGUAGGCUUGGGAGAGAACAUCAUGAUGAUUUAGCACAAUUUUUGCUAGGAAUGGGCUAUGCCAAUGAAGCACUUCAUUUACCUGGAAUAUCCAAGAUAGCGCAAGCAAUCAAUGAUUGUAAUUAUGUUGAGGUUUGCUCAGACUUAAAACAUACUGCUCUUUAUGAUAUGCAGGUUGACAUUCUUAAUUUGUCUGACAAGAAACAAGAUGUCGUUGAAGGUGUUCAGGGUAUAGUGAAAUUUGCAAGAGAGUUCUUCGAUCUUAUUGAUGCUGCAGAUGCUACUGCACAGGGUGAAAUUGCUCGUGAAGCUCUCAAGAGGCUAGCUGCAGCUGCUUCAGUGAAAGGUGCUUUACAAGGUCAUGAGUUGAGAGGAAUGGCAUUACGCCUUGCAAAUCAUGGGGAAUUGACUCGGCUAAGUGGUUUGGUAAACAACUUAAUCACACUUGGCUUGGGACGGGAAGCUGCAUUUGCUGCUGCUGUUUUGGGAGACAAUGCUCUAAUGGAGAAAGCAUGGCAGGAUACUGGCAUGCUGGCUGAGGCCGUGCUACAUGCUCAUGCACACGGACGUCCAACGUUGAAGAACUUGGUUCAGGCCUGGAACCAAAUGCUACAAAGAGAGGUUGAGCCUACCCCGUCACAGAAGACAGAUGCUACCGCUGCAUUUUUAGCUUCUCUUGAGGAGCCUAAGCUUACAAGUUUGAAGGAAGCAGGGAAGAAACCACCCAUCGAAAUCCUACCUCCAGGGAUGAUGUCUCUUGAUGCUCCAAUAUCAAUCCAGAAAAAACCAGCUGCUGCUGCUGCCCAGAAUUCAUUAACACCACCGGGAAAGCCAUUGGCACUCGAAGCACCUCCCACAACCACAGCAACGCCAGAGGGUGCUACGCAGCAGCCUGAUUCCACACAGCAGCCUGAUUCCACUAAGCAAUCUGAAUCCACACAGCAAUCUGAGUCGACACCUCCUGCCCCAGUUAGUGAUCAACCUCCAUCAGAAUCUACAUCAGAAUCCACGCCGGCUCCAGAGGCCGCUCCACCUGAGCCAGAGUCAGGUGAAACCAAGGUCGAUAAUGUAGCUCCUACCGCCGCGCCAGUCUCUGCCACAAAUGCAACUGCUAGUGGGGAAACUGCUCAAGCCACACCUCCGAGCAAUCCAGCACCACCAGAGGCACCAUCACCGGUAGCAGAGGUGCCAUCACCACUAGCAGAGGCUCCUGAGACAAAUGUUUCUACUACAGGACCUGUGAAUGAUCCAUUCUUGUGAUUGGUAUUCAACAUCACUACAGCGUGAGCACUUGGAAAUUGAAUUUAUUUAAAAUUCAAGUUUUACCAUCUUUUGUAAAGAAACCAUUUUAGGUGUGAAUGAAAUCUAGUAUAAUUAAUUAGUUUGCAACAAAUUUACCCAACAAACGUGCUAUUAUACCGAGAAUUUUUUUUUCCAUUUUCCCUGUACUAUUCUCGAUUUUUGUAGAUGAGUUUACCAAGAUUAAGUGCUGUAUACUUGUUUCACAUUCUUUUA
Messenger RNA from Arachis duranensis, 4737 nucleotides. RefSeq lists its product as uncharacterized. Gene Ontology annotation, molecular function: protein binding. The record is from RefSeq and is a predicted model, not a curated record. Lineage: Eukaryota; Viridiplantae; Streptophyta; Magnoliopsida; Fabales; Fabaceae.